Molecule: messenger RNA, 1572 nt
Organism: Rana temporaria (common frog)
Lineage: Eukaryota; Metazoa; Chordata; Amphibia; Anura; Ranidae
Product: E3 ubiquitin-protein ligase TRIM39-like
Exons: 1
Coding region: 1-1572 (523 amino acids)
Molecular function (GO): protein binding; zinc ion binding
Source: RefSeq, a predicted model, not a curated record
AUGGCGUUGUUCGAUGUCAGCAACGAGCUGAGUUGUUCCGUGUGCCUGAGCAUUUUUACGGAUCCCGUGACGCUGGAAUGUGGACACAACUUCUGCCUGGUCUGUAUUAAUAAGGUGGUGGAGACCCAGGGGGCAUCUGGGGUUUACAAUUGCCCCGAAUGCAGGAGGGAAUUACGGAAACGUCCUGCUCUGCAGAAGAACAUAACCCUCGGAAAUAUUGCGGGACGUUAUUCAGAAAUGACGCAGAAGGAAGCGAUUUAUUGCACGUACUGUAUCGGAUCUUCUGUACCUGCUGUUCAAUCGUGUCUAAUGUGCGAAGCUUCUCUGUGUGAAAAACACCUCAAAGUCCACAGCAAGUCACCAGAGCACAUCCAGUGUGAGCCCAUCUCCUCCUUCAACAAAGUCAAAUGUUCCACUCACCAUCAAGUGUUCAUGUACUACUGCGACGAAGACGCCGCCCACUUGUGCGUUUCGUGUACCUUGUCAGGACAGCACACCGGGCACCAGAUGGAGCUCCUAAGUGACUUUUGCAAAAAGCAAAAGGCAAAGUUGAUGGAUGUCCACAACGAACUCAACCUCGCCAAAACGGACGUCGAGAAAAAGAUACAAGAUUUGAAGAAGCCCAAGGAAAAACUGGAGCGUAAGUUCGAGGCGACCCAAGAAAAGGUGUCCUCCAUCUUUAACGACAUCCAACGACAGCUGGAGAAGCUCAAGGAAAGAACCCUGCAAGAUAUCAAAGCUCGGAACAAAGAAACGUUGAACGACAUCGCGGAGCAAAUCUCCGAACUGGACAAGAAGAAGCGGGAACUGAGCGAGAAGAUGGAUCACAUCAUGGAGCUGUGUAGCAUGACCGAUCCCAUCGCCGUCUUGCAAGAGCUAGAUCUUGGCGGCAACCCGAUUUUACGUUUCGAAAGUAAGGAUCAAGACGAUGUAAUGGAUUGUAGCAAGACGACGGAAGAAGACGCGGACGAGUCUUGUUUUUUAAAGACAUUACAUAAGGGUUUGUCUGAUAUUUUCAGUAGCUAUAAGAAUACGUUGCUGUCCGAGAGAGAGGCGAAAAUAACGCUAGAAAUCAAGACGGCGGCUAAUAAUGUUUUUAUUUCGGACGACUGCAAAACUGCCUCGUGGCAAGUGAACCAAGGUCGUCCGAGGGGGCCGGAAAGAUUUCAGUAUCACCAGGUGUUGAGUGUUGAGGCUUUUUCAAGUGGAAGACAUUAUUGGGAGGUAGAAACUGGUGAAACGGGCAACUGGAUGGUGGGGGUGGCCUAUGCCAACAUUGAUAGGGAGGGAAGUCAGGCCAUUAUUGGGAAGAAUGAUAAGUCAUGGAGUCUUUGCAAAUGGAAUAAUCAAUAUUUUACAUUGCACAACAGAAAACAGAUCCAUCUUAAUGUCAAGUUUGGCUGUAGGAAAUUCAGGAUCUGUCUGGAUUACGAGGCUGGGCGCCUGACCUUUUAUGAUUUAAACAACUUGACUGUACCAGUACAUACCUUUGCCACCACCUUUACACAGCCCCUCCAUGCUGCCAUAAGUGUCUGGGAUAGUGCAUGGGUGACAAUUCUGGGUCAGGAAUAG